This is a messenger RNA of Rhopilema esculentum, 3287 nucleotides long. Its product is annotated as fibroblast growth factor receptor 1. NCBI's taxonomy places the organism in Eukaryota, Metazoa, Cnidaria, Scyphozoa, Rhizostomeae, Rhizostomatidae. The record is from RefSeq and is a predicted model, not a curated record.
UACGGUCAAAAUAGAGAGCCAAAUUAUAGAAAAAAUAAAUGAAUACUACCUAAGUCAGCUAAUGAUAUCCGAAAACGAUACAAAUAAGAAAAUUUAAAGAAAAAUAGCUACAGGGCCUACAGGGUGACCAAGAUUUGGGCAAUAUGUCGAUUCAUGAAAAAAACCCCAAUGCUUUUAAUUUGAAAGGAAAAGUGUAAUGGAUGGUGCCAUAAUACUAGAAAUAACAUACGGUGUUAAAAACAUGGAGACUGGCAUAAAUUGGCAGUGGCACAGAGAGGCAUGGGAAGAGAAUGCUUAACAUCAGAUGCCGAAACAAAGGGAUAAAUGAAAGUUUAGGAUUACACACUAAAAGUUUUGAUGGGAAGAGAAUGCUUAACAUCAGAUGCCGAAACAAAGGGAUAAAUGAAAGUUUAGGAUUACACACUAAAAGUUUUGAUGUUGUAGGGGACUCGGGAAAAUAUGAGUGGCAAAUGGGGAAGCCAUGUCGCCUGGAUGGAAACAAAAAAUGGACAAGCAAGAUCACUGAAUGGAUACCACUUUCAAUAAAGUUGAUGCGAAAGACUUACAAAGGGACGAAGAGAUUGUCUGCAGAACAGCACAUAUAUCACUAAGAUGAGAGGGACAACAAAAAGUAAUGUCACAGUUAUGACGAUCAUGCCGGGGGGUGUUGCAAAGCUGCCUUGCACUUUGGAAGGAGGUAUGUACUUUAACCGGAUCUGGCUGAAAAAUGGUAUUAGAGUUAAGUUGGAUAGACACAGGAAAAUCAACAAGAAAGGAAGCUUGGUUAUCAGAAGUUUUGACAGGAAUGACAAAGGAAUAUAUGUCUGCAAGACAAAUAAGGGAAGAAUCAUUCAACGGAUUCUUUUACGAUAUUACAAAGGAAUAAAAGGAAGACCACUGUUUCGUCGUUUCCAAAGCGAAGUAAUUAGGGUGAGAGUCUCUGUAGUUAACAAGCGCGUGAAAUUCGAAUGCAAAGCCGAAGGGACCGAUCCCCUAUCAUACCAUUGGCUGAAAGACGGCAAGCCAUUAAGUGGGCGCAAGUACAAGGCUGACCUGUGUAAGUUAAGGAUUAAGAACCUCGUGGAAUCAGAUGCGGGCACAUACACGUGUGUUGCUUCGAAUGUUUAUGGCAACAGUCUGUGCAGUUAUAGACUAUUGGUUGUCAAAAAUCCGGUUAUCAAGCCUUCUCUUCAACCCGGAUUCCCGAAAAAUACACCUAAAAAUGUUGGUGAAAACGCUUCGAUGGAAUGUUUCGACCUGUUUAGCAGCCAAAUGGUUCAUUUUCGAUGGUUGAUGUGGCUUACUAAACCAAACAAGACCCUGGAGAAGGACGUAUACAAGCUAAUUUCCAACAAUAAUUAUACACGUUACUUUGAGUUGGUCAACCCUUCACAUUACGAAUCAUUGAGAAAAGAUGUAGGGAAUCGUUUCUUGUCUGGAGUUCGCAUGAAUCUGUACAACGUGACUAAAAAGAACCAAGGCUAUUACAGCUGCGUCAUGUGCCAUCGAGGGGGGUGUGCUGUUAACACAGCCAAUUUGACUGUGUUUCAAUACAACGGGACAACCACAGUCAUGAAGAUUAAGCCAGGUAAAACCGCAAAGAUGCCUUGUAUAAUGAAUGGCCUGAAGCACUUUGAACCCAACUGGCUGAAAGAUGGUAAGAGAGUUGAGAUGGGCUGGAAAAGGAAAAUCAACCGGAAAAAGUUAUUGGUUAUUAAAAGCUUUGAAAGCAGCGAUGUAGGACUGUAUGUCUGUAAAUCACAUAGUGGAAGAAUCAUCCAUAAGACAAUUCUGCAGUACAAAGACCAUCCAUCUUGCCCAAGAUCUGCAAAGUUAAUAUGCGCUUGUAGGCUGGACCUCCACACUUCUGCGAUGUAGUUUGAUCGCUGGCAAUGCAAAUGCAAUGAUUGUCGACAUGGAAGCAGCAAAGACAAAUCUUGAAUCUUUCCUUUUUUUCAUAAACAUUCUUUGAAGAUCUCGUAACGAACUGCAUUUAGGUCUUUCUUUUCCUUUCCAAAAAUGUUACAGACAUACUCCUUCAAUUUUGAAAGCAGAUCGUCAUCAAUACUCCACUCAGCUCCUAGCCGCGAAAAAACAUGAACAAACCUAUUACUUUUUUCAAGGACUUGCCAACAGUGACUCUUUGACUUGCGAAAGAAGGAAGAGACAUGUGUCUGCCACAACACAAGAGCAUGAAAAUACAUUGCAACCCUGCACCUAUUACAUAUAAUAAUACUAUAUAUACUUAAACUAAUAAUACUAUUAAUACUAUAAAAAAAUUAAUUUACAAAAAAUCACAAAAAUUGCAUAAGAAAAAGACGGAGAAUGUCACCGUGAGCCGUCCACGCAAGGAACCCAGAGUGGGACCUUGAAUGAGCCAGGAUCUCGUUAAACAAGGGGAAUCUUGUACCAAGAAUUUGUCUACCUGAGGUUGUCUUGGAGUAUUGGUCCUUAAACAAACAAGGGUCUGCAGAGGAUUCGAUGCGCGGAGAGCUCACAGUUCGUUUAUGAUGACGUAGAGAUGGCCAAGGCUCAAUCAAAGCGUUCAGUGGCAUAUUUAUAUUUUAAUAUAGCCUCAAGGAUCAUAGUGUUUGACAUAGGUGGCAACCUUUCGUCACCAUAGAGAAGGAUUUUUAGAAGCGCUUGAUUUGAAAGGUUUAAUAAGCCCUGAGGUUGUAAUAUAUUGUUAGCAGUAUCGAAAAGAUCUUUUCUUUGCACAUCGUAGUUAUGGCAGAGCAGCAAAAAGUGUUCCGUAUCCUCAACUCCAUCGUUGGUUGGGCACAUUGGAUUUACUGUGUCUUUAAAGUUAUGCACAAAUUUGUGAAGAUUUAGACCACACGAAUUUUACUAAAACCCACAUGAAGUUGUUUUAGAAUUGCUAAGCCUUUCGGAUCGUGGAUGCUGUAGACUGGGUGGGGUGGGGUUUCUUUUUGAAAAUUCCCAGAGUUGAAGAUUGUCUCAACUCCGGGUCAAGUUUAUUCUAUUCCGAAAGACAUAACAGUUAGGGUAAAAACUUGCGCCAAAGCUCUUCGUUCUUGCACGUAUUUGCCCAAUUAUAACUGGUUUACGAAGGCCAUAGUUGGAUUGUGGAAGGGGUGGAAUAGGUUGCCUCGUACACUCUGGUGCUAGGUUGUUAACAAACUUGAAAAAUUAGACAAGACUCCUGCUCCAACGUCUUAGGUUAAGCGAUUUCCACCCAAGCUCCUCGUACAGUUUAUCCCGAGAUGUACCUUUCCAUGCACCAGUUACUGCUAGUGCUGCAGAGUAUUGAACGGAUCAAAGUUUUU